AAUGCUCUUUGAUUUAAUGCAAUUUCCCAACAGGAAUCCAGAAAAUAUCCAGCUGUUGAAAGUACAUUUACUCAAGUACUGCACAACUUUGAGUUACGUGUACUAUUUUAUACUCCUACCCCAGUACAUCUCAGAGGGAUAUAGGUCUAUUGAUCUGACAGCUAAAGUUUAUAUUUGCUUUAGGUACGUGGAGGGAUUUUACAUACAAAACAUAUGAUCGACUUAUAGAAAAUAUGCGUAAAAGUAAAAUUAGCCCGUCCUCGACCAGCUGUCCUAUGUCCUGCUGAAGUGUCCUCGAGCAGGACGCUGAGCCGAUCCCCUGACUUCUCACUCCAUAUUUAAGCCGCUUACAAAAUGUUGUACUGAUACACUUAGCGGGAGGAGAAGUGAAAAGCCUCGACAGCACCAUGGCCAGCGCCUGCUCGUGCGGCAGCGGGCCUCUUUUCCUCCGAGGCGGUGGAGCUCUGUCACAUUUCAUGCACUCAACGUUGUGCAACGCGAGGCAUAAACUCGAGGCUAGAGAGGACAUUUAAAACACGACCGUCCAACCGGAUCGUGGCCAAGGGGCUCCCCGUUAAUGAGAUAUGCGAUACACCUGCGUUCGCUGCCCUGACGUCAGCACUAUUGGGGCUCGUGACUCAGAGAAAAGUCACCGGUGUGCCAAAAGCAACCCCCUCUUUUAUCUCAAAAGUAAUGUUUCAUUACUCGCCGUCUUGGUUUACAGCCUUUUUGUUAUGUCAGGCGCAUCAUAGAACCAAAGUCUCGAGUUUUAAACGCUAUAGGCUACAGAUAGGGUCGGAAAUGAACGGAGGGAACAGGAAAUCUAUUGAUAAUUCGACUAAGUCUGACAGAAGGCAAUUACAAAUCGUUUACGCUGCUUACUACACGCCCGCUCAUGAAACAAAACGGAGUAAUCAUCGCUGUAACGCGUUAGAGUAAUCUCCGUUACCAGCCCUGCCUCUUCUAUCUCUCCGCUUUGUCUACGCAUCCAUGUGGGUUUUUCCCUUCGCAGUGUUGGUGUCGCGCCUCUCCGGUCUGUCGUCCUCUCAACCAUUGGUCUCGGAGACCAUCAGUCUUCCCUUCACAACAAUAGAGCUGCGCGCGCGCGUACAUGCACUCACGCGCCGGCACUAAACGCGCACAGUGCUUUCAAGGAGCGACGGUGAAAUGUUGGUAAAACUGCGGUUUACCGACUCCUUUCUUUUCUGCUUCACCUCAGCUAAGAGUGCUGGGAAGCCUCUGCGAUGCGUUCAAGCGCGCACGCAACGGAGUUGAAAUAAGGGAAGCACGAGGAGCUGGGGGAAAAAAACGGAGGGGGGAGAUUUUCUCACGAGGAUGACUGACUGGUGACAAAGGAAACGGGGAGCCUCUCUGGCUUCGGUUGUCACCCGCUAGAACUUGAAGGAAGGCGUUUGGGGGGACCGGCUUGCUCUCAAAGAUUUUUUUUUUUAAUCACAAUUAUUUUUGGAAGGGAACCAUGCCUGUCCGGAGGGGUCAUGUUGCGCCUCAAAACACAUUUUUGGGAGUAAUUAUUCGGAAAUUCGAAGGACAAAAUAAGAAAUUCAUCAUAGCCAAUGCCCGGGCACAGAACUGCGCUAUUAUCUACUGUAAUGACGGCUUCUGUGAGAUGACCGGCUUCUCCAGGCCGGAUGUCAUGCAGAAGCCGUGCACGUGUGACUUCCUCCACGGCCAGUUUACCAGCCGGCACUCGGUGGCCCAGGUGGCCCAGGCGCUGCUGGGCUCAGAGGAGCGCAAGGUGGAAAUCACCUACCACCGCAAGGAUGGUUCAAACUUCCUGUGCGCCACCCAUAUCAUCCCUGUGAAGAACGAGGAGGGAGUCGUCAUGAUGUUCAUCCUUAACUUCGAUUACAUCCUAAACGAAGGCAGCAGUGACUCACUGGAGAAACUCAACCACACCUCGCCAUCCAAAGCUGACCAACGGAAAGGGAGAUUCUUUCGCUUCCGUUUCCCGGCCUUACCUCUUCUGGGCAUCAGCAAGCAGUCCCUGCCCCAGGAAGACCCCGAUGCUGUCAUGGUGGACUCCCCUCGCCACAGCGACGGCUCUGUGGCUACGCGCGACUACCAACUUCCCGCCACCCGCGAGAGCUGCAGUCCCUCCUACGCUAACGACACCCGCGCCCUCAUCGGCCCCAGCCAUUGCUCCACCCCUGUGUCCGGGCCUUUGGACCACUCAUCGCCCAAGGGCCCCUGGGACCGGACGUACCUGGACCAGGCCAUUGCCCAGACCCAACACCAGAGCCAGGAGGACACACUUAUUGCAACUCCGUCAAUCCCGGGCCUCACUCCAACCGCCUCCAGAGAGAGUGUGUGCAGUAUUCGCAGAGCCUCCUCCGUACAUGACAUGGAAGGCUUUGGGUCAAACUCCAAGAUGGCGUUCAGGGACAGACAUGCCAGUGAAGGGCCGCUCAUCCAGAUCAAAUCCAGCCUGCUCGGCUCCACCUCCGACUCCAACCUCAACAGGUACAGCACCAUCAACAAGAUUCCCCUCAUCACGCUCAACUUCUCUGAGGUGAACAAUGAGAAGAAGUGCCCCUCCCCUCCAUCCUCUGAGAAAACUAUCAUCGCCCCAAAGGUCAAAGACCGCACACACAAUGUCACCGACAAAGUCACGCAGGUUCUUUCUCUGGGUGCAGAUGUGCUACCGGAGUACAAGCUCCAAACACCACGCAUGGACAAGUGGACCAUCCUUCACUACAGUCCGUUCAAAGCAGUGUGGGACUGGCUGAUCCUGCUGUUGGUCAUCUACACGGCCAUUUUCACUCCGUACUCUGCUGCCUUCCUCCUCAACGACAUCGAGGAGCAGAGGAGGAGGGAGUGUGGCUACUCCUGCUCACCCCUCAACGUAGUGGAUCUGAUAGUGGACAUUAUGUUCAUUGUGGACAUCCUUAUAAACUUCAGAACCACAUAUGUCAACAUCAACGAAGAAGUGGUCAGCCACCCGGCAAAGAUUGCCAUCCACUACUUUAAAGGCUGGUUCCUCAUUGACAUGGUGGCCGCCAUCCCGUUUGACCUGCUCAUCUUUGGCUCAGGAUCAGAUGAGACCACCACACUGAUUGGUCUACUUAAGACGGCCCGUCUCCUCCGGUUGGUACGAGUCGCCCGUAAGCUGGACCGGUACUCAGAGUACGGUGCUGCUGUCCUCAUGCUGCUCAUGUGCAUCUUUGCCCUCAUCGCCCAUUGGUUGGCCUGCAUCUGGUACGCAAUUGGGAACGUGGAGAAGCCUUACCUGGAGCAUAAGAUCGGCUGGCUGGACAACUUGGGGGUGUCAAUAGGAAAAAAAUACAACUACAGCGACCCCAGCUCGGGCCCCUCCAUCAAAGAUAAGUAUGUCACGGCGCUCUACUUCACCUUCAGCAGUCUGACCAGUGUUGGCUUUGGGAAUGUCUCCCCCAACACCAAUUCUGAGAAGAUCUUCUCCAUCUGCGUCAUGCUCAUUGGAUCUCUAAUGUACGCCAGCAUCUUUGGGAACGUGUCUGCCAUCAUCCAGAGGUUGUAUUCAGGUACAGCCAGGUAUCACCUCCAGAUGCUGCGGGUCAAAGAGUUCAUCCGCUUCCACCAGAUCCCAAACCCACUGAGGCAGAGGCUGGAGGAGUACUUCCAACACGCCUGGACGUACACCAACGGCAUCGACAUGAAUAUGGUCCUGAAGGGUUUCCCAGAGUGCCUGCAGGCAGAUAUCUGCCUCCACCUCAAUAAGGUCCUCCUGGAGGGCUGUAAGGCGUUCCGUGGAGCCACAAAGGGCUGCCUCCGGGCCCUGGCCAUGAGGUUCAAGACCACCCAUGCGCCGCCUGGAGACACCCUAGUCCACAGCGGAGACGUUCUCACUGCGCUCUACUUUGUCUCCCGCGGCUCCAUUGAAAUCCUGAAAGAUGACGUUGUAGUAGCCAUCCUGGGCAAGAACGACAUUUUCGGCGAGAUGAUACACCUGUACGCCAAGCCGGGGAAAUCUUGUGCAGACGUGCGGGCGCUGAGCUACUGUGACCUCCACACCAUUCAGAGGGAGGAGAUUCUGGAGGUGCUGGACAUGUAUCCAGAGUUUGCCGACCUCUUCCUCACAAACCUGGAGCUGACUUUUAACCUCCGUGAUGACAAGAUGACGUACGCAACUGAUUCUAAUAAGGAUGAGUGUCAAAGGCGUGUGUCCUACCGAAGGAAAUCCUCCACGGGUUCCCACAACAAGGAGCCAGUGGCCACCUACUGCAACACCAAGCAAGGGAGGCAGAUCUACACCGCCUCAGCAGCUGAGGAGAGGAGAGAGGUCGCCGAGGAAGGAGAGGAGGAGGAGGAGGAGGAGGAAGGCAGGGAGGAGGAGGAGGAGCAGAGGCCCUUGUGUUCUGGUGUGCUCGGCUACCCGGUGGUUAGGGACCACACCCUGGGCCUCGGGCUAAGCAGUACUCCAGACGCACAGGCUGGAGACGAUGUGCAGACCCAGACAUAUAAAGAGCUCCAUGCAGAGGAGUGGGUGCGUCAGCGUCCCAGCGAGGGUGCAGAAGAGUCAGCCCAGUGUCGAGAGACGCCAGCGGGAGAGGACAGCGACACAGACCUCACCUACGGAGAGGUGGAGCAACGGCUGGACCUGCUGCAGCAGCACCUCAACAGACUGGAGUCCCAGAUGACGGCAGACAUCCAGGCCAUCCUGCAGCUCCUCCAGAGACAAACCACGGCUGGUCCCCCCGCCUACAGCACUGUCACCUCCAGCCCCGAGUACCAGAGGCCAGCCAUCAGGGUGCAGCCGGUGUCUGCCAUCCAGACUGAACUCAGCCUCGCUCCUGCUCCACCUCGGCCACAGAGCCCUGGCCCAGAAAAGGCCCAGAACAAAUCCAAAGAAUCCUCCCCAGUCCUCCUCCACACAGAGACUCUUCCAGAUGGGAACUUUGCUGAACUGCUGGAGAGCGACACAGAAACAGCGCAGACGCACACACAAAACAACAUGGACUCUCUAGAGCAACAAGAGCCACCGAGGUUCCCAUCAGGCCGACAAGCCUCCCUACCUGAUGUCCCCAGCAGCUCAGGAAUGUUGGGACUCCACAGGCCAGUUUCUGACCCGGGGCUUCCAGAAAAAAAACCUCCCAUCCCCCGUCCCACCAACUCUGAUUUAGAUGUAUAAAGUCUAUUUAUACAGAGGUAUUUAUACACUAUAUUAAUAACAUAAUGUAAAGUCAUCAACUACCGUGUACAUACUUCAAAUAGAACACUGCCAGCAACACGAGGCACCUAAUGUGCUUUUUCUAAGAGAUAUGCAUGUUUUUGUUUCUCAUGUCGUCUUUUCUUUUCUGUUGCAUGUUAGACACACACACAGACACACACCGACUCACCGGGCAAUCAGGUGUGACCUUGGCAUGCUUACAGACUACUGUAGCUAUCAAGUCUCAUUUUCUAUGACUCUUCCCUCUUCACAGGGGACAAAGCUACUUGAAACUCUUUCCUAGGCAUUUCUAUAUUCCACUCCGCAGCUUUGAAGUUCAUCUUUUUAUCAGCAGCUCCGAACGGUCGACGCAGUGACAAACUCACAUUGAGAUCCGUCUGUAUAUUUAGCGUGCCUACUGUACACAACAUUGCCACAACAAAUGAAAAUCCCUUCUUAUUCAGCUCAGAACACAGUGUAAUAAUGUGUGUAAAGCCUGCGUGGACAUCCCAUAGCACAACAAGACUUUUGUCUUUGAGAGCAAUAAUGGUGAAGAGACUCCUAGUAUAGUUUAAUACACUCUGGAGAUCAUUUUAUACAACCUGAACAAAGACAGCAUAUUUCAACAAUAUUUAUGUUCUGAAUUAAUUUGCUAUGUUAAGAUCUGUAUCCUGACACGCCUUACACCUUCACAUGCAGAACGUUUCAGUGGUUAACUGUAGAUGUUCAAGACAACAAAAUGAAUGCCUAAAGUUGUGGAUUUAGUAGAUGUGAAAACAUAAUUACCAUAUAUCAUAUCGAUAUUGUAUUAAGCAUGGUGUGGGGUAUUUGCAGUCGCAGGCAAAACUUGUACAGGAUGUUAUGUCCAGGCAGUUUUAGAUUGGGAAAUGUACUUUGUUUAGUUGGGUUAGAGUUUAACCUACAUGUAAUUUGUUCUCUUGCAUUUUUCAGGACAGUCAACAAAUUAUAAUUUCAGUGUGGUUGAUGAGCUGCUUUUUAGCUUGAUAUAGCCAUCCCAAAACUACCUUUCACCUUUUUGCUAUGACAUUUUAGAACUUAACGUAAGUUGCUGUGUUUUAUAUAUUUGACCCACCAGACAACCUACAAAACGUUACAAGUACAUUUCUCAAUCAUUCUGUCACAGAAAAAGAAGAAAUGAUUUAAACUGCCUCGACGUAGUGUCCCAUACAAGUGUAUGUAAACUUAAGACUGCAGGCUAGGAAGAAACAUCCUGAAUCUUCUUAACAGCUGGAGCGAACUCCGGCUAUCCCAGACGGUAGUUUUUGGUUGCAUGCUUUUAGGUCUUCCAUGAUCAACUUAAAAAGUACAAUUUCGUAAAUAGAAAAUAUCUUCACAAAUGAAGCAUCAUCUGAUUAAGAAAAAAGUUUUUCUUUAAGAUGUUUUUUUCACAUUUUGGGCCAGAAACACAGCUCAAGCCUUCAAUAGCCUUAGCUUUAUAUGCCUGCUCUAGCCUUUACAAACGACAUCAAUCCAAUUCUCCACCAUCACAGAUGUAAAUGUACCGAACCAUUUUAGAGCGAACUGCAUGACAAAUGAAUUAGUCAUUUUAGUUUUCAAAGUACACAAAUUCCAACAUGAGCUCAUGUAUUGCAUGGAGACUGCACUUGACUAAAUUAUAAAAGGUCUCAAUCAAAUGUGUGUGACAUGUAUUCAUACUAAGGUACGGCACAUAGCUCAUCCAGAGAGACUUAGAAAUAGCGGUUAGACCUAUUUUUCUAAAACAAAGUGUUUAAUUUGCCAUUAUUUUUAUAUGUACCUUAUUGGUUUUUAAAAAGCCCUGAUGUUAGAAUAGUGUGGACCGCUGAUGGGAUGAAGAAUGCAAUGCAUAGCCUCUCAAUGUAGCAAGCAAGACUCCAGUGACAGGCAUCACUUUAAGCUGUGUGCUGCAUUUACUCAAUGCUGUUAGUUUGUCUUGAUUUAAUAUUGCACAUUGAUUUUAAUGUCAUUCCGCUGAGUUUCUACUUUGACGUUUCCCUCUGAACUUCUUCAGCACAUUGAAGCAGCCAACACUUUACUGUCAUCUUAAGCCCGGGCUUCAUUGUGUCCCUUGACUCAUCCAGUGGAAACCUCCUCACUCCAAACCCCUGGUGAUAACAUAACAUGUAGAACUGAUGAAAGGGUUUGCAAGAUGAGAGAAAUGAUGAAAUCAUAUCAGAUGUCAUGAUGAAAAAGCUCAUUUGUUUCCUACACUUCCAGAAGAGCUGAGACAGAGAUAAUUGGGGGAAAUAGAAGUUGAAUGUGGGAUUGAGAUGGAGGCGGGGUGUUUUCUUUGAUAAGCUUUCUUUCUCGAGCACAGAUGUAGAACAAAAGUUGCUGAAGCCGAACUCGACAUGUCUAACGCCUGGAGAGUCGUCCACUGGACUUUCAUGGGAUUUGCAAACUUUUGCACAGAGAUUAGAAAACUUGCUGUACUGGAUAUAAAUGUCACUUUUUAAAUCUAGUGCUGUUCACAAUUGUUUUUAUGCAUUUUUUUAAAUGUUUGCCACUGUAUUUUAUACAAUGCAACACUUAACAGCUAAUUUGAAUGUUUCCGUUCUUAACUAUAUUUAAAGAAAUAUAUUGUGUAAAUAGACUGAGGAAGAAAUGCGCAACUGUAUAAAUGAUUAAACAGAAUGCACAC
Micropterus salmoides (largemouth bass) is the source of this 7787-nucleotide messenger RNA. RefSeq names its product potassium channel, voltage gated eag related subfamily H, member 7 (gene kcnh7a). Gene Ontology annotation, biological process: membrane repolarization during action potential; potassium ion transmembrane transport. The record is from RefSeq and is a predicted model, not a curated record. Bases 1478 to 5128 code for a protein of 1216 amino acids. The transcript is spliced from 17 exons. Gene Ontology annotation, molecular function: inward rectifier potassium channel activity. Gene Ontology annotation, cellular component: membrane. NCBI's taxonomy places the organism in Eukaryota, Metazoa, Chordata, Actinopteri, Centrarchiformes, Centrarchidae.